CUCCUCCUUUCAGUCGUGAUCCUUGCCGCCGCGCGCAAGGACGCUCGCUUUUCCCCCCGAGUCGGCCUUUGAGGUUAGGUCCACGCUAGUGCAAGUGCAUUCGAUGCGUCCGUCCAUGUAGUUCGCGGUUGUGUCUUCGGUGUUUGUUUACGUUCUCGUAUCGAGACCCGCGCGCAAUGUGUUCAUCCUACAGCUCCCGGAAUCCUAGCCGACGUACGAAUCAAUGCUCAAGAAUUUCACGAUGAACCAGCACCGACUGCCAUGCUUGAGACCCAAGGACUGAAAAGUCUUUAGAUGAAAUAAAUAAGCACGCAAAUAUUCAUCAAAAAUUAUAAUAAUUUAAAAAAAAAAUGCUUCGAACAAUUCCGAUCAACGAGUUUUCCCCUAGAGUCAGGUGGAGCUCACUGCUCAAAAAUAAAGUUGCUCACUGUCACAACGUCAUCUCGCGGACGUUACUAUUACUACACUACAAAAAGUUAAAUCUACUAUUAAAGCUCGCGGUAUUUGUAAAUAUAUAUGUUAGUUGUGUUUCCUGUAUACCUGUAAUAAAUGAUAGUGAUACUCAUGUGAUAUAUACGACAAAUCGUAAUCAACUUAGGAUAAGAAGGUCUCCUAUUUAUGACGAUGUGCAAUCUUAUUUAACUAAAUUCGGGUACUUGCCAGAAUCCGAUGUAGAAAUUGGAAACUUAAGGACUGAAGAACAACUUAGAGAAGCUAUAAAAAAUUUACAAACUUUCGCGAACAUUGCGCCGACAGGGUUGAUAGACGGGGCGACGCGGGAGCUGAUGCGGAGGCCGAGAUGCGGUCUGCCGGACAUCCCGACCACCAACUUCCGCAGCAAGCGCCACACGCUCCACGGACAGCGCUGGCACCACACCAACCUCACUUGGAGUUUGCGGACGGGGCACAAUGGAUCAGUGCGGCGGGAGCUGAGCAGGGCGCUUGCCCUGUGGGCUAAACAUUCCAAACUGACCUUCCAAGAGGUCAACGAUGAAAGGGCGGAUAUUCUCAUCGAGUUCAAAAAAGGAUAUCACGGCGAUGGAUAUCCUUUUGAUGGACCGGGGCGUAUUUUGGCCCAUGCUUUCUUCCCGGGUAGCGGCAGAGGAGGGGAUGCACAUUUCGACGAGGAAGAGAAUUGGCUCCUCGAUGAUUCCGAUGACCGAAGAGAAAACGGGAUGAGCCUGUUCGCAGUUGCGGCGCACGAAUUCGGGCAUUCGUUGGGACUGAGCCAUUCCUCCGUGGCCGAUGCUCUCAUGUUUCCCUAUUACAAGGGCAUCUCUGGCGAUUACGAUCUCCCCAACGAUGACCGCCUUGCCAUACAAAUUCUUUACGGAUCCCGCGAUGACAAGAUGUGGGCCCACAUCCCGGAGUACCGCCCCAGCGUGGACAACGGCAACGGUCUGUUCCCGGGUCACCGGGCCGGGGGCCACCACCCCCAUCCCCACACACCGGCCACGGAGGACCCCCGCAGGAGGCACCCCACCCCGCCCCGCACCACCCCCACCACCACGACAACCACGACGACGACCACCACCACAACAACGACAACUACACCAAGGCCGACGACGCGCCCGACCAGACCCGUAUAUCGGCGACCCUACAACCCCCACGGUCCGGCCUACCAACCCCCCGUUCCGCUCCCACCGCAACCCCAGAAACCGGACACAUGCGAUACCUCCUACGACGCUGUCGCUGUCAUCAGGCGAGAAACCUUCAUCUUCAAAGACAAGUAUAUUUGGAGAAUCGGUGAUAAAGGACUCUAUCCCGGAUAUCCAGCCUUGACAGAGCGACUGUGGCAGAACCUUCCUCCUAACUUCACCCACAUCGACGCUGUGUAUGAGAGACUUGACAAAAAAAUCGUAUUUUUCAUCGGGAAAUACUUCUACGUGUUUGACGCGAAUGUUUUGAUGCAUGGAUACCCCAAACCUCUGACAGAACUAGGCCUUCCACCAACCCUGGAGAAGGUCGACGCAGCAUUUAUUUGGGGUUACAACAGCAAAACCUACUUUUUUAGUGAAACGAUGUAUUGGAAAUUUGAUGAAGAAUUGGGACGCGUCGAACUGGACUACCCACGAGACAUGUCUAUUUGGCGCGGAGUCGGCUACUACAUCGACACUGUAUUUCAGUGGAAUGACAGUCGCACGUACUUUUUCAAAGGGAAAGGAUUCUGGAAAUUCGACGAUUUGCGGAUGCGCGUAGAGAACGAGCAGCCGCGGCCAUCAGCUCAGUUUUGGAUGGGUUGUCCCCCCAACCCGAAGAACCCAACCAAGGACAGACUUGCCUCUGAGGGCCGUAAGAAUAAGUCAAAAAGCGACCCCAACGCCUCCUCGAAAUCUGCCGAAUCAAUGACUGCCAUACUCUUCAUGCUCAUCCUUCAUUUUGUAUACGUUCAUCAUUUGUAAUCGAUGCUGCCAUCAUGCUGUGAAAUAGCCCUUCCUAGCACCGCCGCACGGUGGAUCGAGUCAACUAGAGAGAUUGGACACGGAACAUUUGACCAAAACUGCAAAUUUUGAUGUUUAAUUCGUCACAUUUUAAAUUUUAAGGAGCGCCUUCAGAGGAAAAUUUAACGAGGAAACCAAUGGAACCACUUUCAGAACCUCAACGUUUUGUAUAAACGGAGUUAUAAGCGUUUAAAGUUCCCAAAUUUUGUCCGACCUCCUAUUGACUUGGUCCAUUGUGCGCUGGGUAUUGAGAAAGAACGCCAUAUGAGCAUUUGAAUCUCCCCAAGUUUUCUCCGUUUAAAAAUUUAUUCUUCCGAGAAUGAGUGAUUUUUUAUUUUUAAAAAAAAUCCCUUCGAAGUUUCAGGUACAUAUAGUCUUGCGAUUAAUGGUUUGAAUAGUCAAAGAAGAAAUGGAUACACUGUACAGAAAAUGAUAAAAAAAAACAACGCAAUAGUGUGCAAUACACCCAAAAAAUGGCUAUGAUAAGGCUACAUAGAUAUAAUGAACGCAGCUAGGACUUAUAACAAGGCAAAAUACAUGCCCAUUUUUAACUGGGAAAAAGCUAAAACUUAAAAAAAUAAAACAAGGAAAAGAGCAUACAACUGACCGAGAUAGCUGACUUGCUUUGAUUCCUAUCCCGGUCAGUUUCAAGCAUAGAGGCGGAUCCACCAAUUUGGCGACUCCGGAUUUUCUCCAUUUAAACUUGUGUUAAAUAAUCGAUUCUUGUCGGAGCACCUGGCUCCUUCAAGAAUCGAUACAAUUCCAUAUGUUUAAAUGGAGGAAAGAAUGUUGCCAAUUUGUUGGAUCCGCCACUUUCAAGCUCAAUUUUGUGUUUUAAUUUUUUAUAACGUUUGUUUUUUUGGAGUUCAGAGCGUGCAUGCAAUUAGCCCCAUGCGUCCUGGUUCUGUUUAUUUUGAGUGUAUUUUCCGAAGGAAAUACACUAUUUUUUUUCAUUCCGCCCUGUCAUACCCAUUUUUAAUGUAUUUUUCUCGCACUGUACGGUUGUAUUUUAUCAGAGAAAAUGUGGCAACGUCUAAAUAUUCAUACGGUGUUUUUCUGUAGUUCGGCAGAUUAAUACUCUGACCUCAUUGGAGUGAGUUAGUUGGAGUGAGACGAGGACACUAAUAGCUCUCUAAAUAUAUGUGUACCAAAUUUGUACUUCUUGGGCCGUAUGUAUACUUUCGAUAUGUAUUGCUGAAUUCUUUAGGCAAUUUUACGUAUUCAUUUAAAUCCUCUCUCUUGCUCAUCCUCUUCAAUGACGACUUCUCAGUGCAAUAAUCAGUUGGGUGUGUCAUCAUUGAAAAGACAAGAUACAUCUAGUUUCAAACUUUCAUAACCUCCUAAUUUUUUAACUGAUGUUUUAGCAAAGAUUAAAAUUGAAAUGACGCCUCUUUAGCAAGAAGUUUACCUAGACGGAUGAACUGUCUCAGGUGAAAAUGUUUUAAUCUCUUAUGACGUUAAAAUGUUUGAUUCAACUUGACAUCUGAGACUUAAGGCUAUUAGCGGCCAAAGUAAUGUGUUAGAUCUUUACGGCUUCAAUAAAACUUGACUCAGCAUACACUGAUUCUGUCACAAUUGUGUUCGUUUGGGAAGUGGCUUCAUGAUUUUUUACAGUUUAUUCCCGAGAGUUAUUCUUUAACUUCGUUCCUUUGUUUUCCCUCCUCCAAUAAAGACACGUGGACGAAGUAAUGUACAUUUUAAUUUUAAUUAAUUCAACGUUCAAACAAAAAGCAGUUUACAGAAUUCUUUCGUCGAAAAAAUUAUGUGAGCUCAAGGUGUAUGAAGUCUCGGGUCAUCGGCCAUAGGAACCAAAAAUACUUUGAAGUGCGUUUAUAGCCCGUUUGCUAACUUCUACACCUGGCUGAGUUCUUGAAUGCAUGCAAUUUCAAAUGAAGCAAUUUGUCAAAUUCGACCUUACAAGUUCUGCAGACGGGAGAGAAAAUUAAAGGAACUUUAUUUUUAAAUGACUCUCGCAUUUUUUGUUCAACCUUUUGCAUUUACUUCUUGAAUUGUGAUAUUAAAAUACAUAAUUUUUAUACUAUAUUGUAAAGACAAUGGAAAGUGUGAUAAAAUAGACUAAAACCAAAAAAACACGGGUUUUUUUUCU
Bemisia tabaci is the source of this 4548-nucleotide messenger RNA. The record is from RefSeq and is a predicted model, not a curated record. Lineage: Eukaryota; Metazoa; Arthropoda; Insecta; Hemiptera; Aleyrodidae.